Sitodiplosis mosellana (orange wheat blossom midge) is the source of this 7365-nucleotide messenger RNA. RefSeq lists its product as uncharacterized. The coding region runs from base 3226 to 7080 and encodes 1284 amino acids. NCBI's taxonomy places the organism in Eukaryota, Metazoa, Arthropoda, Insecta, Diptera, Cecidomyiidae. Gene Ontology annotation, molecular function: acyltransferase activity, transferring groups other than amino-acyl groups. The record is from RefSeq and is a predicted model, not a curated record. The transcript is spliced from 12 exons.
UUCGCUUCGUGGCAACCGACGACGACGGAGUGCAUUUCGGUUUGACUGUUUCAAAUAUUUUAUUUAUUUUCUCCGCACGCGUUUUUUUUACUCUCUUCGGUUUUUGCGCUGCAGCGUUGAGUGCAGACGAGAGCCAUUUUCAGCUGGUUUUUAUUGUGCGUUUUGGUUUUUCUCUCUCGUUCAACCGCAAUUCCAGUGAGAGCAUUUGGACGCGAUUUAAGCAUCAACGUUAACAGGCAGAUGGAUAUAUAACGCCAACGUAUUGAAAGCAGUGACAACCAAACAAACACAAAAAAGAUUUUUUUUUUCGAAAAAAAAAGAAGAAAAUUACAAAACAAGUUGCGGAAAUAUUGUGCCAAAUGUAAAAUAAAAAGUACACAGCAAAAUAUAUAAAAACUUUAGAGUCGAAUGUUUCGUGUGUACGAGUAUGUUGCUUUCGAGUGUGCUGUUACUUCCGACGAAAAACUUUUCCAUCAUUUGAAUAGUUUUCGUGCGAGUGGUUUUUUGGUUUAUUUUCAUAUGGUGAAUCUUUUGAAUAAGUUUUCGGAUGGACAAUUAUCUUAAUUCGAGCGCUGUAUUUCAAGUGUAAUUUAAAGAAGUGCAGCGAAAGUUUUUCUAUUCUCUUGUUGUGAUAGAGCGAACAGAUUUUGUGUGUCAAGGAGAUAGUGUUUGAAAUAUUGGAUUGUGUUUUUAUUGUUCUUUUGUUGUACACUUUCUAAGUGGAUAUCAUUUGCACGCUGCGUAUUCAUUUGGAUUACAUUUUUCUCCAUAGCUGGUGAGAUAGUGAUUUUUUCAAAUAAACUUGAACUUUUGAUGCUGUUGGCGUUGCUCGAUGUUUUCAAGGGUGCAUUAGAGACGACACACAGACCCAUUACCUUCACACUAAAAAUAGUUGUUUGAAAACUGCCCUUAAGUGAAGCCAUACCAAAACUGAAGGAAUGCCAUUAUCUUCUGUCCAAACGAAAGAAACGAAAUGAAACCCGCACAAGCAAAAAAUCGAUAUGCACAUUUGAAUGCGUGAAUGUUGAGCACAUUUCACACCUAAAAACUCAUUUCUACGGUUUAUGAGCCAUCUCAGAAUAGCAUUUUGUUUGGCAAUUAAAUGUUUAAUGGUGAUCCACGUGGAAUGAAGAAAUUCGCUGAUGUGACUAUGUACUUUGGAGCCGAAAAUGAAUCAAAUUUACAAGUGACUUUUACGAGUUUUUGGAAAAUUGGAAAUUUAAUUGAUUUUUACUCUUGCAAAACAUGCAAUGAACAGCCAAUAAAAUGUGUCGCACACAGAUUUGCUUUUUAAUGGAACUUUUUUUGUCAUUCGCUUCUCAAAUUUUUGCGCGAUGUUCUUUGUAAUUACGUUCCAUAUGCAGUGCGAUACUCAACUCUUUAUUGAGUAAUAAAUCAAGGGAAAUUUCAUUGCCUAUACCUUUGGGCCUUUGACUGCAAUGGCAUUUCGGGUUUCACGUCAUUUAAUACUUGUUCAAAGCAAAAGCGCGGAAAAAAAACAAACGCGACUGUUAAUGUCUACUAAUAUAGACUUUGAACAUGAAAUAUGAAAUUGAGAUGACUGAAAAAUAUGCACAUUCUCUGUCUUUUUCGGCUCUUUGUAAUUAAUAGUUUAUUAACACCCAUUUCAAAUCCCAUUGAUGACUAGACGACAGAUAAAACAUCAAAAACCAAAUUCAUUUCGCUUUUGCUGCGGUUUUUCCAUCUGUCGCCGUUCAUUCCAUGCGAUAAUAAUUUAUCGGCUAGAUUUUUUUCAUUUAUUUUGCAAUUACGGCACAACAUUUGCAUUGGCUUGAUGAGCGUCGACGCGUGUGUAUAAUCAACACCACGGUGAUUUAUACUCAAUUUGGGUUAUUUUUGUUUUGAAAACCUUCUCAGCGGCUGUUGACGCUUCAAGCCAAAAUAAUUGAUUUGUUUGGUCGUUGAGAUAUUUCGCAUUCGUCAUUUAUUGGCAAAGUGUCCCUUGUUGAUGUUGCGCGGCUGUCAGUGGGAUAAAAGCACCACAUAAUAAUUAAUCCAAAAAUUAUUGACCACAAAUUACACAGUCUAUUGCCCGUUCACUCUAAUUUCGUUCACCGCGAUUUUAGCAGCAGCAGCAUUUUCAAUUAGCUGGAAUGUCAAUCUUGUUUCGAUGGUGUAGUGCGCAAUAUUUGAUAUUUUUAGCGAUGUUGAGAUUAAGAACGUCGAUCGAUGAAAUGAACACUUAUUAUCGUUUCCUUCAUUUUCCACCGAAUCUAUGUGCACUGGGCCUAAAAAUAGAGUGGUAAAAGAAUUUUACAAAAUGUGAACAUUGCGCCAUAGCAUAUUAUGAUGAUUCAUGACUUGUUUGUAUCGAAUUUCUGAAAUAUAAAACCCAAUGAUGUAGUAGCUCUCUAUCAGCCAAUUAUUAUUGCACCAACUACAAAUUCAGUAUGUGGUAUUUUUCUCUCUCUUUAAUUUCAUAAAUAACUUAUUUUUCGUCUGGUGUGCGCCAUAAUAAAUAAAUUAACAACUGAAACCAUAAAAUCAUUAAGAGGCGAACAGUGACGAAAAAACGAAUGGCAUGGAAAAGCAGCGCCACAAGUUCACACGUUUAAAAAGAGCCACAAUUUAUAAAUUCCGAAUUGAGUGUUGUUUGUGGUUUUCCGGACGAAGCACGAACAAUUUGUAACAGAAUCCAAUUUCGUUGUAUCAAAACGAAACGAACAAAUUCAUUUUGGAACGAACCAACGCAAAAGCUUCAAACAGUUUCUGUCGAGUGCAGCUCUUGUUGAAUUUAAUGCAAUAGCGAUAACUAGUCAAACAAAAUUCUCACCCAAUUAAAGCGCAUUCGAUGUAUGUGUGUGUGUGUGUCGUUUUCAAUUCCGACCAAGCAGCGGCUGUGAGCCAUAAAUUAUUCCGUUCAAAAUAAUUGAGAAAAAAAAAACAAAUAUUAAUUCACUUUUGGUGUUCAAUUUUUGAACAAUGAAACUAAUAGUAAUAAAUUCACAAAACCUGGUUGUCCCAGCAUAAAAACGGCAAAGAUCUAAGAAUGUCAUAGUCAAAAUAAAGUGUUUGCAUAAAACGAAGUGACUUUCUUCUGCUAAUGGACUGAACAAAAGUCGAAAUCAUACUUAGCAACAGCCAAAAUUAAGAAAAAGAAGCGAAAAACAGCAGCAAAACCAACCGCAACUCAGAUCGAACAAUUUUUUUUUUAAUGUGUGUGCACGACGAAAACAAACGAAACGCAAAAUUCAACACGGCUACAUGAUGGCAAAGCAAAUAUAUAUCCUCGGCUAUGUAAUCGCAAUUAUAUUAAUACUUUCUAAUGUUAAAAUUGUUUAUUCAAACAAGAAUAACCAGUAUGCGACAACAACGACUACGACGGCGAUACUAGCCACGGCACUGGAAGAUACUGACGAUCCAGUGGCGGUUUCUUCUACACAACAAUUUCACACGAGUACGCUGGCCAAUACAUAUCCAAUGUCCAAGAUGGUAACGGUGCAAAGCGUUGUUGAAACAAAAUCAAUAAGUGCAUUGCAUGAUGGAGCUGAAUUUAUGCAACACACAUUGCACAACACAAGUUCGACGAUAGACGAAGAAUCGACGAGCAAACCAAACGACCAGAAAGAAGUGCAAAAACAAGUGGAGGAGCGACCGCAGAGCCAAAGCAGUAGCGUGCAACAAAGACAGAGCGAAUAUCUGGUGCAACAAAAUGCCGAGAAUCCAAAGCAGCUGUUAUCAACGAUGCACUCAAUGUUGUCAAUGCACGACCUGCAACCAAAUCCAAACGAGAAAAGACAUAAUCAUGCACAAGUUAUUCAACAGCAUAACGAUGUGCACUCAACAACACCACUUACUUACCAUGAUAAAUUUAUGAAUGAAAAUAAAAAGACAUGGAAUGCGAUCGAAAGUAAUGCUGGUGCGACGACGACGGUAUUAUCGCCGGCAACGGUAACUGCAGCAACGAUAACCAGCGAUGAAAUGAGAAAUGCUCAGUCGAAUAAACACAAUCAACCAGUGGAGCGGAUCAGCGGCGGGGAAACCACGACGGUGGCUGCUACGGCCGCUGUUACCACUGCUAUUUAUACUGAUAAUAAUGAUGAUUCACGCAAAAGUGAUGAAAUUACUUCUGUGCCCAUGAAAAUUGUACGUGCUAAUGUCAAUGCUACAUCCGAUGCUGUUUUCCGUGUCAAAGACGAAAGUGAUGGUGUAACAGAAGUGAAUAAAACAUUAGCCUCUGAUUACGCGGGCAAAUUGACGACGGAUGAUAUUAAGAAUCGAAGCGAUGAUGAUGCCGACAAUGUUGAUUCAUUCUCGCUCGAGGAUUCGCAUCACUUGAAAUUCAAUGAACGAAGCCGAUAUUUGGAAACUGAUUUGGAUGACUUCAAUUUAGAUGAACCGGGCUUCGAGCAAAUCGAUGUGAAUGUCAAUGAUCAACUGGAAUGGCCAAGUGAUGCGAACAAAUUCGAAGAGCUAACGCUCGACGAUGAGGACGACGACGACGACGAUGACUUCGAUGGCAAUAAUAACCACAAAUCACCGACGAAAAUACAGUCUCGUAGUUGGACAAAAGAAUCACCGGCCAUCGAAUCAAUCACCUCGUCUCCCGUUGCCACACAUAAUAUUUUGAAAAUUUCCAAAUCAAAUAAAUCAAAGUCAAUGAAGCGUCUAGUCGCCACCGCCACCGCACCACCACCACUACAACCGCAACCAUUGCUGGAAAUUCGAUUGAAUAAAUCGCCAUCGGUGUCACCCAGAAACGAAAAGCAAUUUAUCAAUUCGAAAAGUUUCCGUUAUAUUAGCAAUUUAUACGAUCAGUACGAAUGGGAUGCGGACGAAUUGCGAAAGGUGUUGAGCCCAAGGUGCAGCAGCGAUAUGUAUGUGUAUUUGGAUGCGUUGGCUAAGGGCAAAAUAUGGGCGACAAGAGCAAGUGAUGCGUCUGGUCGGUAUCGUGGUCAAUUUCUGUUCGACAAUAAUCAUUGGCUGGGCUCGAUACUGGAAUGUGAAUUCGAACAAAUUGACGAAAUGGAAUUGAGCUUCUUCGUUGUAACAACGCUAAUUCAUAGCCCUGAACCAAUGAUUGAGAAGCAUAUUUUGCGGGUGGGUCAAUGUUUACCACGGAUUUGUACGAACGACGAUGUUAAACUGAUUCUCGAUAUGGAUACAUCGGCACGGAAAUUCACUGAAAAUUCCAUGAACGCAACGAACAAACGGGAUUGGGCCGAAGUCAAUGUGGUGUCCGUGCGACGUGUACCCGGCGAUUACAACACAUGGCAGGAUCGACAAUUCUAUUUGGUGGCUGGAAUUUGCAUAAUAUUCGUCGGGCUAACGAUUUGGGCAACAAUUUACGAAAAUUCAUUGGCAAAGACACACGAAAUAAACGACGAAAAUGUUUCACCAUCACGACAAGCCAUUCAUCCAAUUCACAAAACGGCAAUGACGACGACCAACACAACGGCAACAACAAAACCACCAAAAUCGAAUGGUCAACGCAUUUAUUCAUACGAAAAUGCGACGAUCGACUUGGAAAGCACCAAACCAGCAUUAAAAAUGGACAAAAUUCACGCAAAAAACAUUAUGAAUGGAUGCACAUUUGAAUUGCAUCCCAUUUCGAUUGAACAUAACAAUGGAAACCAUCUGGCAAACAAUAAUCGGGCGGCCUUCUAUCGAUUGAACAAUAACAAUGCCAAUAACAUCAACAAUAACCAUCAUGCUGGUAAUAACGAUGAUGCGAACGAUAACAACCAUUUGAAGCGAGUACAGCACAGCCGAAAUGGAUCAUCGACAUAUGCUACAAAAGCGAUGGCUACAAACGAAUCCAACCAUUUGAGUAUACCACAACGAUUGCUGUUGAGCUUCGGAUUGUCAACAAAUGCGAAGACAAUUCUGUCAACGAAAGAGCUCCCGCAGGAGUCGAUCGGUUGUGUCCAUGGAUUGCGGGUAUUUUCGAUGAUGUGGACCAUAUUGGUGCACACUUAUUUGCAGCUUUUCGCUGUUACAGAAAAUCGGUAUAGCAAACAGUUGUCCGAGAAAACGUUUUGGUACCAGAUUUUAGGGAAUGCAUCAUACACCGUUGAUACGUUCUUCUUCAUCAGUGGUUUUCUGGUGACACUCCUGUUCUUGCGUACCAAAAGCUCAACGAAAAGUUCGAAUGCGGGCGGCUUCAUUUCGGGAACGAAGCAAAGUUUUUUGUUAGUCAUUUAUCGAUAUAUUCGGUUAACGCCGGUUUAUUUUAUGGUGAUUAUCAUCAAUGCGGUUACACUAAAGUAUGUGUAUAAUAAAUCAGUGUUCACACCCGGAUUGCCCGAUCAUAUCACGUGUCCGAAUUAUUGGUGGCGAAACAUUUUGUACAUUCAAAUCUGGUUCCCGUUCUCGCAACUGUGCAUGCUAUGGUCAUGGUAUUUAGCCGAUGAUAUGCAAUUCUACAUUUGGGCCAUCAUCAUACUCAUUCUAUCGAAGCGCCAUGGACGAACAGCUGUUGCCAUAAUCGUAACAUUUCUGCUCACCUCAUGGGUUGUGUCGGCGCUGGUCUCAUUAAAUUUCAAUUACGAGCAUAGAACGUCGGAACCUUUGGAAAGCUUUGGGUACUUGUACGAGAAGCCAUGGACGCGAUUGGGACCAUAUGUGAUGGGUAUGAUGGCUGGAUAUGUACUUAAUCGCUACAAAUCUGCACCGCCGGCCAUAACUCCAUUCAUCAAUGUUGUGCUGUGGAUGAUGUCAUUGGGCGUGAUGUUAUUGCUUGUGUUUGGCGUUUGGAACGGUACACUAAAUCUUCUAUGGACCGCUCUUUAUGUUAGCUUAGGCCAUUCAGCUUGGGGAUUAGCGCUUGUUUGGAUCGUAUUAUCGUGUAAAUGGGGACUAGCCAAGCCAAUUGAUAGAUUAUUAUCAUUUCGAGGAAUGUUGCCAUUAAGUCGGCUCACCUAUUGUGCUUACCUGAUUCAUCCGAUCACUCAAAUUGUGAUGUCAUUAGACCUGAAAGGAACAAUUCAUAUCCAGCACAGUCUUGUGUUCACCGUAUUCCUGGGCAACGUGGUCAUGGCUUAUACCGUCGCAUUAAUCUUGUCAUUAGUGUUUGAAGCGCCAAUCGUACGGCUUCUGAAAAUACUCUUCUCGAAGUGAACCGUUUUAGCUCUACUCUAUAUAAUAGAUUUUGUAGUUUAUAAUUUUUAAGUUCAAUCACAUUUUGUUUUUGUUCGACUAGAAAUUGCAAAUCCGUGUCAUAGUUAUUAAGGAGAAAAGAAGAAGGAAGAAUGCGUCUAUAAAAGAAAGACAAAAAAAAUGACAUCUGUAUAGGUUUUAAUGGCAUUUCAUUUUGUAAUAUGACGCAAAUGUACAUAAGUCACCCGGCAACAUUGUUGUUUGAUGAAGAAAUAAAAAAAGGUCCUUUUCUGAUUAAAAUCAUAA